GAACAAAUUAACUGUGGCCGUAAUGGAAAAAUUUGUUUGGAUUUGGAAAAAACCGGUGUUAAUCGAAAUUUUCUGAAGAAAGAAAUCGAUUUCCAAUAAAUAUUAUGACUCUGCUUUUAUAAAUUUUUGCUGCCUUUAAACAGUAUUUGGUUAUAUUAUUUUUGGAUUCCUGCUUUAUUUUGACAAAGAAAAUGAGUGGAGGUGUUUAUGGUGGAGAUGAAGUUGGAGCUUUGGUAUUUGAUUUUGGGCAUUAUUCUAUACGUGCUGGAUAUGCCGGUGAGGAUACACCUAAAGCAGAUAUACCUUCUAUGAUUGGUGUUAUUGAAGAAAAUGUUUCUGAUGCAAUGGAAAUGAAUGGAAACAGUACAUCCAAUGAAUCAUCCACACAAAAGAAAUAUUACAUUGAUACAACAAGCAUUCAUGUACCUCGUAAAGGUAUGGAAUUGUGCUCUUUUUUGAAAGAUGGCAUGAUAGAAGAUUGGGAUUUAUUUGAAAAAGUUCUGGAUUAUGUUUAUAGCAAACAUAUAAAGUCAGAGCCACACUUGCACCCUGUUUUAAUGUCGGAGACCUCGUGGAAUGCCCGUCCAAAGCGAGAGAAGUUGACAGAAAUAAUGUUUGAGAAGUACAACAUUCCUGCUUUCUUCUUGAGCAAGAAUGCUGUGCUUGCUGCUUUUGCCAAUGGACGAUCCACAGGAAUAGUUGUUGAUUCUGGAGCUAGUCAAACAUCAGCAGUUCCAGUUCAUGAUGGGUAUGUUUUAGCUCAGGCCAUUGUCAAAUCACCUCUUGCUGGUGAUUUUAUCUCAAUGCAAUGUAAGCAGCAUUUGGAAGAGAAUAAUGUUGAAAUCAUUCCUCCUUACUUAAUAGCUUCUAAAGAAGGAGUCAAGGAAAAUGAUCCACCAAAAUGGGUUAAAAAAACCAAUAUCCCAGAAGUUACAAAGUCCUGGCACAAUUACAUGGUUAAACAGGUUCUUCAGGAUUUCCAGUGCUCUGUGCUACAAGUCUAUGAAACCCAAUAUGAAAAGGAAGUUGUGGAGAAUUUGCCAACAGUACAUCAUGAAUUUCCAAAUGGUUAUAACCAAGAUUUUGGACCAGAAAGAUUUCAAAUUCCUGAAGCACUUUUUGACCCAACCAAUAUCAAAGGCAUUACAGGGACAACAAUGGGAGCUGCUCAAGUUGUUACUACCAGUGUUGGAAUGUGUGACAUUGACGUUCGACCAAGUUUAUAUGGAGGGGUCAUUGUGACUGGAGGAAACACUCUCAUUCAAGGAUUUACUGAGCGAUUAAAUCGUGACCUAUCUGCAAAAACUCCUCCGAGCAUGAGACUGAAGGUUAUAAGUUCCAAUAAUGCAGCAGAACGUAGAUUUGGGUCUUGGAUAGGAGGAUCAAUUUUGGCUUCUCUUGGAACCUUUCAGCAAAUGUGGAUUACAAAGCAAGAAUAUGAUGAAGGUGGCAAAACUCAAGUAGAAAGGAAAUGUCCUUGACAUUCACCUUUUGGUGAAGGUUGAUUAAUCAUUGGAUGAUUAAUCAACCUGUGUAAGUUUAAAUCCAGUGGUUUUAUAUUCUUUUAAGAAUGCUAUUAACAUUGGAUUUAAAUCUACAAUUUUGCAUUUAGUUUUAUGAAGAACUUUCCCAUUAUAUACAUGUAUCAUUUUUUAUUACAAUUAUAUGCAUUUUUUACUUUCUCAGAUUUCUCUAUUAGUAAGUCACAAAUCACAUUUGGCUUUGUUUGUGUUCAUAACUAAAAAAAAGAAUGAAUUUUAAUUAAAAAUAAAAACAUAGUUUUGCAACUUAAUUUCAGUGCCUGAUGUAAAAUCAAACAAACAAAGGAUGAGUUUUGAAUUUUUUUCUGUAUUUUAAUUUAGAUAAUUUUAAAAUUACUAAUUAACUUCAAAUAUCAAAUGUUAUAAAAUAUCAAAAAUAUUCAUACCUUUUUUUUUUUUUUGUAAAGAUGUGUUUACUCAUGGCUGAUUUCUGUAUUCUUGAAUAAUUCAAAUGUUUAAUGUCAAUACAUAAAUGUUUUUUUUUCUAACAGAAUUAAUUUUUAUAAUUUCCUUUCUGUAAAAUAUCGGUUACAGUUAAUUGAUAACUAUU
This is a messenger RNA of Argiope bruennichi, 2091 nucleotides long. RefSeq names its product actin-like protein 6B (gene Bap55). The transcript has 2 exons. Gene Ontology annotation, biological process: nervous system development; regulation of transcription by RNA polymerase II. Bases 192 to 1481 code for a protein of 429 amino acids. Gene Ontology annotation, cellular component: NuA4 histone acetyltransferase complex; SWI/SNF complex. NCBI's taxonomy places the organism in Eukaryota, Metazoa, Arthropoda, Arachnida, Araneae, Araneidae. Gene Ontology annotation, molecular function: chromatin binding. The record is from RefSeq and is a predicted model, not a curated record.